CAAAGACAGAAAGAGUGGAACAGAAUUAAGGUGGUUUUUUAGCACCUUCACACAAAACCACCCUUUUCUGCAAGUGUCUUUUUUUUCAUUUUAUUUUUCUUUUUUAAUUUUUUUUGAUCGUGUUGUCCUAAUUGCUGUGUAAAUUUUAGUCACAUUUGGGUUUCUUGGCCAUGUCUACAGACCCUUCAACAAGUUCUGCGGCUGCCGCAGAGGAAAAAUCCAACAAGAGAAAAUCCAAGAAACCCAAAUAUUCUAGAUUUACACAGCAAGAACUUCCUGCUUGGCAACCAAUUCUAACACCUAGAUGGGUCAUUACAAUAUUUACACUUAUAGCACUUGUCUUCAUCCCUGUUGGCCUUGCUGCAUUUUCUGCGUCACAGAGUGUGGUGGAAGUUGAAUACGAAUAUGACACAGCAUGCAUUCCGGAUUCUUACAAAGAUAAUGCAACUGCAUACAUUAAAGAUGAUAAUACAAACAAGACUUGCACGCAGAAAUUGAGUAUUAAGAGUAAAAUGCAGGCCCCGAUUUUCGUCUAUUAUCAGCUUGAUAACUUUUACCAGAACCAUCGCCGAUAUGUUAAAAGUAGAAGCGAUGAACAACUGAGGACAAAGGACAAAGAGAAUGAUGUAUCAUCAUGUAGUCCUGAAGAUUAUGUAACAAUCAACAAUAAGUCUGAACCAAUUGUUCCUUGUGGCCUUAUUGCAUGGAGUCUAUUCAAUGACACCUACAAAAUUCAAAACAAGGAUAAGGAAGUUGUCAUCAACAAAACGAACAUAGCAUGGGCGAGUGACCGAACCACCAAAUUCGGAUCCGAUGUUUAUCCCAAAAAUUUUCAAGCUUCAGGAUUGAUUGGGGGUGCUAAACUGGAUCCAACCAAACCUCUGAGUGAGCAAGAAGAUCUCAUUGUUUGGAUGCGAACGGCGGCGCUGCCCAAAUUCAGAAAGUUAUAUGGGAAGAUUGAGACUGAUCUUGAAGCUAAUGAUGAAAUAGUGGUAGUGAUAGAGAACAAUUACAAUACAUAUGAGUUUGGUGGCAAGAAGAGCUUGGUUCUUUCAACAGCAACUUGGAUUGGUGGAAGAAAUAACUUCUUGGGAAUUGCUUAUGUUGUCAUUGGUAGCAUGUCCUUGUUGCUGGCUUUGGGUUUCCUACUUCUAUAUAUCUUGAAACCAAGACCACUUGGGGAUCCAACAUACUUGUCCUGGAACAAAAAUCCAGGAGGCUUAAGAUGAUGUGUGAUGUCUAAUAUGAGUUUGAUUUAACCAUUCACUAAUUUAAUGUCUCAAUUUCUUUUAAUAGUGGAAAAAGGAUGUGACAUGAGGCUUGUUCUUGACUAGAUUGAAGAACUUCAAUCUUGAUGAUGCAUUUAAAAGCUUUCAUACGAUUUUUGUUGCCAAACUUGAAAUCCAUAAGAUGUGUAUGAUCUAGGAUCAAAAGUACGGAGUGUAUGUACAUGCUACAAUUUGGGUUUAUAAGAAAAUUUUCUGUGUGCACAAAAAUCCUAUGAAAUCAAAUGGAAUAGAGAGAAAAAUGUUAUUUUAAUGGAAGUUGUUCAUGAAAAUUGGUCACUAUAGCAGCACCUAGCAUAGCAAAGAGACUUGUUUUUAGUUUCUUCAUCUUUUCAUGAAGGAUUAUAGUUGAUGUCUUUACUCA
Molecule: messenger RNA, 1650 nt
Organism: Arachis ipaensis
Lineage: Eukaryota; Viridiplantae; Streptophyta; Magnoliopsida; Fabales; Fabaceae
Product: ALA-interacting subunit 1-like
Cellular component (GO): endoplasmic reticulum; plasma membrane; Golgi apparatus
Source: RefSeq, a predicted model, not a curated record